UCCCAGCAUCAUCACCACCGGCCAUCACUGCUUCAUUGUACGGCUGCUGCUGAUGCUGAGAUCACAGCGGAGGGGGAGAAAUUCUACAAAUCGAAGGAGCUUGUCAUGGGCACGGUUUGUCAGAUAUUAGGACUCCGCACUCGAUGAGGUUCGAUUUCAAGCCCCUUUGUCUUAUAGGAGAAUGAGGAAGAGGAGGAACUGGAAACCCUUUGAGCGCUUUGGAAAGUUUCUGUGAAGUCCCGAUGAAAGCAGCAGAAGAGCCUCUCUAGUAUUCGACUCAAUGGCCAAGAAAGGGCGUACGAAGGGCGAGAAGCCCGAGGCGCUCAUCUCUGCCCUUCAGGCAGCCAAUGAAGAUCUCAGGUCCAAACUAACAGACAUUCAGAUUGAGCUACACCAAGAAAAAUGCAAGGUGAGCAAACUGGAGCGGGACAAGGUGCAGGAGGUGAAGCGGGUGCGGGAGCAGGAGCAGCACCGUCACACUGCCAUGUUGACGGAGCAGCGGGCCAAAUGGCACGAGGAGAAGCAGAAGGAGCUCCAGGCUCUCAGGGAAAACCUGACGAGGCAGCACGAGCAGGAGCUGGCCCGCCACGCCAAAAUCAAAGACCAGGAGAACCAGAGGCUCAAAGCCGCUCUGAGCGCCAUGCGAGACGGCAGCGGCGAGAAGAUACGCACAUCCCUGACUCUGGAAGCCAAGGAGGAUGCACGCCGCUUCUUUGACCAGGAACGAGUGAGGCUGCUGCAGGAGAUAGCCGAGCUGAAAUCUACCAAGAAGCAGACGGACGAGGCUCUCAGCACCAUGAUCCAAGCCGACAAAAUGAAAGCCGGCGACCUGCGAGUGGAGCACCAGCAGCACCAGGAGCAGAUCUCCAAGAUCAAGUGGGACUGUGAGAAGGACAUCCGUAGACUGGUGGAUGAAAUCAAAUCUAAAGACCGCACCAUCUUUGCUCUGGAGAAGGAGCUGGAGUCGACAGCAGGUUUCUUACAGAAGCUGCAGCUUCAGAAGGACGCUCUAGACGAACAGCUGUUCCUUGUGAAGGAGGCCGAGUGUGGCCUGGGAAGCCCGAAAAGAGAGAUUCCUGGCAGAGCUGGAGACGGAGCAGAGCAUUGUGGAAGCCCUGACCUCAGAAGAAACCAGAGGCGCAUGGCUGAACUCAACUCCACUAUACGCAAAUUAGAAGAUCGCAACUCUCUGCUGGUCGAUGAGAGGAAUGAACUGCUGAAGCGCGUUCGAGAGUCGGUGAAGCAGUGUAAGCCUCUGCUGGACAAGAACAAGCUGCUGAGUAAACGGAACGACGAUCUGACUCAGACUAUCCAGAAGCUCGAGGAGAAACUCAAGAGUUUGGCGAAGGAGAACGUUGAGAUGAAGGAAAAAAUCAGCUCCCACGCUCCACUGAAGAAGCUCAAGUCUCUGAAUGACCUGGAUCAGGCCCACGACGACCAGGAAAUAGCUUUUCUCAAGCUUCAAGUCCUCGAGCAACAGAGCAUGAUAGACGAACUGACAAGAGACCGAGAAAAACUUCUGAGGAAGAAAAGGCAUAAAAGAAGUUCAAGGCCCAUAAAGAGGCACAUUGUAGUAGACACUUUCUUUGGGUAUGAUGAGGAGUCCAUGGACUCAGAGACAUCCUCUGUAGCUUCACUCAGGAUGGACAGAACUCCUGCUACUCCAGAUGAAGACAUGGAGGAGGGUCUAUCCACUGAGGAGUCGGAGCUGCGUUUCCGACAGCUGACCAGGGAGUAUCAGGCCCUACAGCGAGCCUAUGCCCUGCUCCAGGAACAGAAAGGAGGGAUCCUGGAUGCUGAGAUGGAAGCAAAGGCCCAUGAGCAGCUCCAAGCAGACGCUCUCAGGUAUAAAGCCAAAAUAGAGGACUUGGAGAAGGAACUGAACCAAAAGGGACAGGACUCCAAAUGGGUGGAGGAGAAGCAGCUCUUCUUACGAAGGAAUCAGGAGCUGUUAGAGAAGGUGGAAAAGCUGGAUUCAGAGUGCAGUCGGCUGCAGCAGGAGUUACAAGACUCCAGAGACCAGAAUGAGCUGUUAGAGUUCAGGAUACUGGAGCUGGAGGAGCGUGAGAGGAGAUCCCCUCCAUUCAAUCAUCUGCGGAUGCAUCCCUUCUCCGAGGGAGUCAGUGCUCUGCAGAUCUACUGUAUGAAAGAAGGGGUGAAGGAUGUGUGCAUACCAGAUCUCAUCAAACUUCUUGACAUCCUGGGAGAUAACGGGAACUUAAGAAAUGAGGAACAAGUGGCCAUAAUCCAGGCUAGCACUGUUCUGUCACUAGCAGAAAAGUGGAUUCGACAGAUUGAGGGGACGGAGGCAGCUCUGCACCAGAAGAUGAUGGACCUAGAAAUAGAGAUGGAGAUGUUCUGCAAACAGAAAGGCUAUCUAGAAGAAGAGCUGGACUACAGAAAACAGGCCCUUGACCAGGCCUACAUGCAAAUCCAGGAGCUGGAGGCGACGUUGUACAACACCCUGCAGCAGGACAAGGUGCCUCAGGUGAUAAAGUACGGAGAGCCUCUGGAUGAGCUUCAGAGGGACGAGCUGCGGACGUCAGUGGAGAAGCUGAGGAGGCAGAUGCUGAGGAAGAGCCGAGAGUACGACUGCCAGAUCCUCCAGGAGAGGAUGGAACUGCUGCACCAGGCGCACCAGAGAAUUCGCGAUCUUGAGGACAAAACAGAAAUCCAGAGGAGGCAGAUUAAAGACCUGGAAGAAAAGGUGGUCUGUCAGCUUGGAGAUCUUGUUUGUGACUGCAGUGUUAUUUAUUUUCCGGACAAGUGUGGAACAACGUUUGUGGCAGUGGCUGUUAGUGUCAUAACAUCAGUGACUGCUGUUGGUUUAAGUGGAUGUGUUGUGUGUUGGCCAUGGACGUUCACAUCAGAUUUGGAAUCUUUUGUUGUUGUUGUUUUUAUUAAACAGAGGGGAGGGGUUCUCAGGAUACUGCCCAGGAUUUUUCUUCUUUUAUUUUUUUUUUUAAGAGCGGUGUUGGACCUUAAACAUCUCUGCAAAACAGCUGGGAAUACUGUAACAGGCUGCAAGAACGACACACUAUUUCAAAGACACUUAAAGUAGAUGCAGACACACACACACACACACACACACACACACUUAAAUGCCUACUUACAAAAGAGUUUAAGGACACGUGAAUGCAUGGACGCACACAAACACACACACCGAACAAACGUACGCUUUGACAAAUCGAAACCAAAGCCUGGGAAAUGUUCUCUCUGCCAUGCAGGGUAAUAGUAUGUCAUUCACCACCAUAUAGCCACAGUGAAAAUAUAAAAGGACAGGAAAACCUUCAUCAAGAAUGAGGCAAACGAAACCGCCCAGACCACCACACUUUCUCUUCUGUUUCCCUUACCUUCUUCUUUUCUUUAUCGAUCCAUACCUGUAAGGACGUACAUCAAGGAUGCAACCUAUUGGUGAAAUGAACAGAGCCAACUCAGGGCCCCCACGAGUGCAGAGGCUGCUUCAGGUCAGAUGAAAACAAAGAAACACUCGGGACACCAGUGUGUAACCGGCUGGCCUGCCCUCGCUGUUCCCACAAAAUUGGUGCUUACACAGACUGCUGGGACUCUCCAGAGGUUAAACCUGCGAAAGGACAGAACUACACUGCAGAGAUGGGUGUGUACGGACACUAAAAAGGGGGAUAGAGGACACUCAGGAUGAAGCAUCUUCACUGAGAGAUAAAAAAAAAAAAAGAAAAGAGAAAGAGGGGAGGAUUUCAACUCCGAUCUAGCUCCACUCAAGCUGGAUCUCCACAUUCGGAUCAUCAAACAGCUUUUUAAUUUGUCUUAAAAACCAGCAGACUGUAAGAGCUUUACUCUCUGGUUGUCUCUUUGUUCUUUUCCUCUCUUUUUUACAGCCUACCUUACACUCAGAUACUGUGUCCCAAGAUUUCCACUGAGGAAAAAGAUCAACUCUAUUCUGUACUGUAAUAUAUACAUUUGUUGAUAUGUACAUGUAUCUAAAUUAUUUCAUGUCCCCCCCCCCCCCCCCCCCCCCCCCCUUUUAUUUCUGUGAAUAGUUGCACUUUUCUUCAAAUUCUCAAAAGCAGCUUGAACAGUUGAUGUACUUGGCAGUUUAUAAAUGACUCAAAAGACUACAAAUUGCUAUGUUUUAUUGUAGUGACAGCUGCAAAAGAUGAAUUUUAUUUAUUUGGAAUAAUAACUGCAAAUUGUUGGAAUAUGAAUGUGGAAUGUGGACACCCCCCCCCCCCCCCCCAUUUUUCUCUCUCCAUCUCUCUCACACAGAAUAUUUGUUAUUCUACCGGUCUAGAGUCAGUUACUCUGGUUGACCAGCAGGGGGUGCUGGUUCUACCUGAGCAACUUCCAAUAUUCCCUUUAAAGUGACGCAAUCUUUUCUCGAAACCUGUAAAUAUUUUCAGGAUACCUUGCAAAAUAUCUUCAUCAGCUCUGGCUGAAUGAUUGGCGAGUUCAAGUUCAAAACUGAGUUGAGUGUCAUCAGUUCAUCUUGUUAAACAAAACCAAAAAAAAAAAAAACAGAGAAAGGUUAAUUCAUAACAAAACAUAUACUUAACCCUCUGUCCCAAGUAUACUGCAGAUACCUUCUCUAUUCCUCCUUUUACUAACCAAUAUGUCUUUGACACCAACAACCCAUCUUUUACUGAACAAUACUUGCUGCUUCAGUCCAGGGGCGUGUCCAGACUUUUUAACUGGGACGGCCAAACAUGAGCAUGGAUCUAAAGGGAGGUGGCCUGAAGUAUAUGUGUACACACACUCAUUUCUAAAUUGAAGAAAACAAAUGAACCUGACAUGUCUCCAAUCAUCGACUCAAAAUACUAUUAUUAUAAUGAAAAACACAUUCCAAAAUAUCACAGUGUGUUACACUGAAGUGCCACAGACAGGGGAGAAAUGAAAUCAUAGCUAAGGAUUAUGGAAUAGCAAUGGGGGUGGGGGGGCAGUACCCAGGGGCUAAUGCCACCCAGGACACUUCAUGGGCACGCCCCUGCUUCAGGCAUCUACUUCCUCAAAGUGAAACAGGAGAAAGUGAACGCAACACUACACCUGCUCCACUUCUCUCCUGGCCGGCUUACUCUUUCCACUCCCUGCAAUAUUUACAAGUUAAAUGUUCCAAUCCAUUGUACAUGAGCUAGAGUAUCUGCAAUCGUACCCACCCACCCCACUCCCACCCCCUCACAGGUGUAGGGUGGCGGCAUCUCAUUACAUAGCAGACAGUAACUGUACAAUCACCUUCAUUUACUUCAUACCGAGGGGAAUGACUGAGACUAUUUCUGUGCAAACUCAGCUAACGAGCAGUUGCCUUAAAUGCACUUUCCCCGUUCUUUUCCACAAUUAUUUUUUUCAGGCGGUUGAUAUAAUCAUGUAAUGUAAUGUAAUGUAUAUUUUUUGUUAUUAUUUAACAGAGUUUUUUUAUUAUCUUUAACCCGUCUGUCUUCCAACAAGAAUUUAAUCCCUUCUCCUACUUUCGUCUAGAUUAUUAAAUAAACGGAGAAAAAUGAGCAAUGCUGUAAAAAAACAAAAAAUUAAAGGCCUUUGACCGUAAAGGAGAAACUGUCUUCCUUCUUGUCUUUGUUACAGGUGGGCGAGUUCAGGGUUUGUGUUGAAGGGGAGAUUUUUUUUAUUAAAUCCCUUGUAAAAUUGCCUUUACUAUGACUGCAUGACGCUCAUGUCAUGAGUUGUGCAACCUACAGCAGAGCUCUGCUGUGUUCAGGUCAGAGAGAGGAAACAGGUUUUAACAUAUUAGAUAUUUUUUAAUGUGAUGUGUCCUGCACAUUUUUGAAUCGAUUAAAACAUGAUACGAAUUGA
Molecule: messenger RNA, 5781 nt
Organism: Labrus mixtus (cuckoo wrasse)
Lineage: Eukaryota; Metazoa; Chordata; Actinopteri; Labriformes; Labridae
Gene: jakmip2
Product: janus kinase and microtubule interacting protein 2
Exons: 23
Coding region: 281-3061 (926 amino acids)
Molecular function (GO): kinase binding; microtubule binding
Source: RefSeq, a predicted model, not a curated record